Fraxinus pennsylvanica is the source of this 396-nucleotide messenger RNA. NCBI's taxonomy places the organism in Eukaryota, Viridiplantae, Streptophyta, Magnoliopsida, Lamiales, Oleaceae. The record is from the annotation of a GenBank genome assembly.
AUGCAAGAUGUAAAUGCAAAAACUGCAGCAUCCGAAGAAGUUCUCUUAGCCAAGUAUAUCGCAGAACCAGCCCUUCCCCAAGAACUAAGAGAUUCUUAUUAUGAAUUCCAGCAACGUGCUAAUGAAUAUAUAUCUUCUGAGACAACUUCAACACUUGCCCUUUUAUCCAGCGCCAGCUCUCAAUUCACACUUGCCUCUGUUAUGGAAAUCAUUGCACCGAUAAAUAAUAUAAAGAAGUGUUUCCAUAGCUAUGGAUUGACAAAUGGAGAAGGAUAUGCUCGUACAUGUCAUCUGCUCAUCUUACAGGAUGACAAUCUCAAUAUUGACUGGUUUUUAGGUAUAGUUCGCCGUUGGUUGAGGUGGUAUAAAGAGUGUGACAACCAUGCUAUUAAGUAA